GAUCUGCCGUGGAGGAUGAGCACCUCUUCUUCCUUCUCCAGGUCACUGUCGGAGGAGAGGCCCGUUGCUGCCCUGUGGGGCUGCCAGCUGAACGCGGGCACCCGGACCUGUGUGGUGAAGGAGGACGAUGACUUAUUGGAGCAUCUGGUCCUGCUGAAAACAAUCUGCCUGGGGGCUGAGGCCAGGGAUGAGCUGCACGUGGUGGCCGUUGAUUCGAAAAACACCUACGGAGACCACAAGCCGGUGCCCAUCGCGGCACUGCGGACCUCGGUGCUCCCCAUGAUCAGCCUCAAAGGUCUGGAGCUGGUCCCUCCCGUCACCUUCAUGCUCAAGUGUGGAGCUGGACCGGUCUACCUUAGCGGGCAGCACAUCACCCUGGAAGAUGAUGCCAAGUACGAAGCCCACAAGGAAGAGUUCUCAAAGGAAGACACAGGUGAUGAGGAUGAUGCUAGAGCAUCAUAG
Aquila chrysaetos chrysaetos is the source of this 462-nucleotide messenger RNA. Its product is annotated as nucleoplasmin-like. The transcript is spliced from 5 exons. Gene Ontology annotation, biological process: chromatin remodeling. The record is from RefSeq and is a predicted model, not a curated record. Lineage: Eukaryota; Metazoa; Chordata; Aves; Accipitriformes; Accipitridae. Bases 16 to 462 code for a protein of 148 amino acids. Gene Ontology annotation, molecular function: histone binding; RNA binding; chromatin binding. Gene Ontology annotation, cellular component: nucleoplasm; nucleolus; cytoplasm.